GACGCUGGACCCGGGACAGUGAGGAUCCCUCGGGUCCCUGCCCGGCCUGCUGCUCAUUUCCCCAUCGGGCGCGCGCCUCACGGGCUACGACCCCCACCUGGGUCCGGACGCCUACCUUCGGGGUGGACCCGGCAGGUUUUCCAUCAGAUGUUCCACCGUAAUAAUGCUGGGUAACCCAGGUCUAUUUCUGGAACCAUGAAAAUUUUGCUGGUUUUUGACUUUGACAAUACAAUCAUAGAUGACAAUAGUGACACCAGAAUUGUACAAUGUGCUCCAGACAAAAAGCUUCCUAUUGAAUUACAAGAUUCUUAUCAAAAAGGAUUUUGGACAGAAUUUAUGGGCAGAGUCUUUAAGUUUUUGAGAGACAAAGGUAUAAGAGAAGAUGAAAUGAAAAGAGCAGUGACAUCAAUGCCUUUCACUCCAGGGAUGAUGGAACUUUUCAACUUUAUAAGAAAGAAUAAGGAUAAAUUUGACUGCAUCAUUAUUUCAGAUUCAAAUUCGGUCUUCAUAGAUUGGGUUUUAGAAGCUGCCAAUUUUCAUGAUAUGUUUGAUAAAGUGUUUACAAAUCCAGCAGUUUUUGAUAGCAAUGGUCGCCUGACUGUGGAAAAUUAUCAUGCUCAUUCUUGCAAUAGGUGCCCAAAGAAUCUUUGCAAAAAUGUAGUUUUGGUAGAAUUUGUAGAUAAACAGUUACAACAGGGAGUGAAUUAUACACGAAUUGUUUAUAUAGGUGAUGGUGGAAAUGAUGUCUGUCCAGUAACCUUUUUAAAGAAGAAUGAUGUUGCCAUGCCACGGAAAGGAUAUACUUUACAGAAAACCCUCUCCAGAAUGUUUCAAAAUCUUGAACCUAUGGAAUCUUCUGUUGUAGUUUGGUCUUCAGGUGUUGAAAUAAUUUCUCAUUUACAAUUUCUAAUAAAGGAGUAAUAUGCCAAUGAC
Galeopterus variegatus (Sunda flying lemur) is the source of this 933-nucleotide messenger RNA. RefSeq names its product phosphatase, orphan 2 (gene PHOSPHO2). Lineage: Eukaryota; Metazoa; Chordata; Mammalia; Dermoptera; Cynocephalidae. Bases 196 to 921 code for a protein of 241 amino acids. The record is from RefSeq and is a predicted model, not a curated record. Gene Ontology annotation, molecular function: phosphatase activity. The transcript has 3 exons.